AUGUUAGCCGGAAUGGGUCACGGUGAGCCAUUUAAGAUUCCGAACUAUACGAUCUACAACAACUAUCGAGAAUUCCCUCAGUUGGCCGCACACGAACAACGCUUGGCACAAAUCGGAUUGAAAGACCCAUGGAUUAGGAAUUAUGUUUACUUGUACGAUAAACACUAUCCGCACGUCGAAGGCCAGUGGGCUCAUUUCAAAAAGUUGAUCCUCCGAGGCUGGAAAGGAGGCGUAGGAUUCGCUGCAGCCGUAAUCGCUAUCGAAGAAGGCUAUUCUUACUGGAAACAUGGCCAUACCAGUUGGGAUGCACAUCAUUAA
This is a messenger RNA of Anisakis simplex (herring worm), 318 nucleotides long. Lineage: Eukaryota; Metazoa; Nematoda; Chromadorea; Rhabditida; Anisakidae. The record is from the annotation of a GenBank genome assembly.